GUACAGUAGGCGGAUUUCUACUACUCGGCUCCAAUGUGAUCGGUGGCUAAUCACAAAAUAGGGUCGCCAAGGUCUUGCAUCAAGGCGCAGCGGAACCUGUACAUGGGGGCGGAAUCCUCCCACGGCGGAACAACGACUCAAGCCCCCAAUCUUGGUCGAUUUCCCGAUGCUGAGGACUUCGCUUAUUUCUCCUUUCUCCUGCGCAGUGGAUGCAUAUGAGGUCACUGUCUAAGUAUAUAUUCAAGCCUGGGCCCCCCCCCCCCGAGCAUGUGCCGCAACGUCAGCACUUCCCACUCCCAGUCCACCGACCUACCAUUCCUUGCAACUAUCAAAAGGCACUUCAAUAAAGACACUUGAAACCUUUCUCGAUAUACUCUUGACAACAAUGGCACCCCACGCACAGAAAUUCUUGGCACGACGGUACGACAGCUCGUACGAGGAGGAGGUCACCAAAGCUGGGAAGGGCCUCGUGAUUGGAUUGACCAUCUUGUUUAUCGCCAUCUUCGUUGGGAUAUGUACAUGCUGCUUCUGCUGUGUGGUCCGAAGCCAGAACAGAAGAACAGCCCGAACGGCCGAGCUCGCUAAGCAGGCCAACAUGCGGGUAGCAGAGAGGAAAGCACAAGAAGCGCAAGGAGUAAAUGUAAACGUACCGCCGCCAUCAUACAAUCCUUCGAACGUGACCUAUCCUGGCCAUCAGACGACAGGGGUGAGUCUCCUGACAGCGAAAUUGUACAGUGAAUGUGCACUGACGACGUGUAAUAGGCACCUCCAAAGGUGUGAUGAUGUGAUAGGUCCUUGACUGCGUCUCUCUUUGCAUGUUUUCUUGUUUUGUUUCGUAUAUUAUACCCAGCGUCAAAUCAUUUCAGAUACCCUACAAUGUUGUCAAUCGUUUUCUGUCUUCGGAAUUUUCACAUGAACAUCUCGAUAUACACCAAUCCCAUUCACAUCCUCAGACUUUUUCAUGUUAACUAAAUUUGAAUGAUGACAUUGAAUUAAUCUACCGAAAUUGCGCUUUUCGGUCGUCCACCGAGGGAUUGGAUACAGUGAUAGUACACAUAAUGUCUUGUUUUCCGCCUCCAAUUUCCCUUCUUGCUACCUAACACUCGUGAUUUCAGGAUGGCGAGAGUGGAUAGAAAGUCGUCGAUAUGCCUGCUAAUUGCAUCGAUGCCAACUCUACAAUUUCCCGGUCUGAUAGCUGACGUAUGGGUGAUAAUGAUAUUUUCGCUAUUAACCUCGUAUGACGUGAUAUGUAAGCGAAUCAAAACAACAGCUGAUAAUAAGGCAGUAAUCAUGUAGACAUUACUACAUACCCAUUU
Messenger RNA from Periconia digitata, 1316 nucleotides. NCBI's taxonomy places the organism in Eukaryota, Fungi, Ascomycota, Dothideomycetes, Pleosporales, Periconiaceae. The record is from the annotation of a GenBank genome assembly.